UUACCUAUGGCAAAUAUAGCCAUGAUCGACUAUACCUUGGAGUUCCUAACAGCAACUGGCGUGGAAGAAACCUUCGUUUUCUGCUGUUGGAAGUCAGCUGAGAUAAAAGAGCAUUUACAAAAAUCCAAGUGGUGCCGCCACACCUCUCCCAACACGGUGCGCUUUGUGACUUCUGACCUGUACCGCUCCCUUGGUGACGUGCUACGAGACGUUGAUGCGAAGUCCCUUGUUCGUUCCGACUUCAUUCUCGUCACUGGAGAUGUGGUGUCCAAUUUCAACAUAUCCAAAGCACUGGAAGAGCACAAGUUACGUCGUAAGAUGGAAAAGAAUGUUUCUGUGAUGACGAUGAUAUUCAAGGAGUCCUCACCUGGUCACCAUGCCAGGUGCAAAGAGGAUGACAUUGUUAUUGCUAUGGACAGUGCCACAAACCGCGUCCUUCACUACCAGAGAACCCAGGGGCUGAAACGCUUCCACUUUCCUAUGAGUCUGUUCCAGAACUCAAUUGAGAAUGUCGAGGUGCGCCAUGACUUGCUGGAUUGUCAUAUCAGCAUCUGCUCUCCACAGGUGGCUGAGCUGUUCACAGACAAUUUUGACUACCAGACACGGGAUGACUUUGUGCGUGGUCUGUUGGUGAAUGAGGAGGUCCUGGGGAACCAGAUCCAUAUGCAUGUAACAACAGAAGAGUACGGUGCCCAUAUAUGCAACCUGCUGAUGUACGAAGCUGUGUGCUCUGACAUCAUCCGGCGUUGGGUUUAUCCUUUGACUCCAGAAAUGAACUUUACCGAUGACAAGAAUCAGAGUUACACCCAUUCUAAACACAACAUUUACCGGGGAGUGGAUGUCAGCCUCGGCCAUGGCAGCGUGCUGGAAGAGAACGUGCUCAUUGGGCAGGGAACGGUCAUCGGCAGCAACUGCUCCAUAACGAACAGCGUUAUUGGGCAGAACUGUAGGAUAGGUGAUAAAGUAAUUUUGGACGGAGCUUUUCUCUGGGACAAAGUACACAUAGCAGAUAAUGUGGAGAUCUGUCAUUCCGUUAUCUGUGAUGAAGCUGAAGUGAAGGAGAAAGUAAAGCUAAAGCCCCGCUGUGUCCUCUCUUCUCAGGUAGUAGUAGGUCCAGGCAUCACUCUUUCUGAGGGCACAGUGAUCUCUCUGCACCCACCAGAUGAGGAGGAAGAGGAUGAUGACCAGUUCAGUGAUGAUUCUGGCAUGAACAAGGAGGAAAGCAAAGUGAAACUGAAAGGUUACAAUAAAAAGGAUGUAGGUUCAGAGGGCAGAGGUUAUCUCUGGAAAGCAGAUGACAAGAAUGAAGAGGAUGAAGAAGAGCAGAGACAAAGCCUAUGGGGCCCAGCUAUGCAUUCAGAGGAAGAGAGUGAGUCAGACACGGAUGUGAGCAUGGGCUCUGAGGAGCCAGACAGUCGGGCAGCAUCCCCUCAGCUAGAUGAUAUCAAAGUUUUCCAGAAUGAGGUUGUGGGUACUUUACAGAGGGGUGAAGAAGAAAACAUUUCCUGUGACAACCUGGUCCUGGAAAUCAACUCCCUCAAGUAUGCAUAUAACAUUAGCCUGAAGGAGAUGAUUCAGGUGCUCAGUAAAGUGAUCCUGGAGUUCCCACUGCAGCAGCUGGAUGCAAACCUGGACUCCCAGAACUAUUUCUCAGCGUUACUUCCUCUGUUGAAGAACUGGACCCCGUUGUUUAAGAACUACAUAAAACGGGCAUCAGAUCACUUGAAUGCCUUAUCUGCCAUUGAGGAAUUCUUCCUGGAACAUGACAGUCUCUGCACGUCGAUAGCUAAAGUGUUGAUGACGUUUUACCAGCUGGAAAUUCUGGAAGAAGAUGUAAUUCUCAAUUGGUUCUCUUUACGGGACACGUCUGACAAGGGAAAGCAGCUUCGUAAAAACCAGCGGCUUCAGAAGUUUAUCCAGUGGCUGGAGGAGGCAGAGGAAGAGUCGUCUGAUGGCGACCAAGACUGACACGGUGGCUUGGCAUGAGAAGAGGCACUCUCACUGCCUUUCUGGGCCGAGUGGGCAGGGCAAGAUCAAUGCCAGUGCAUGAUGUGUAGAUGUGGGGCCUGACAUCGAAGUGACUGACAAUCCCAUCAUUAAUUAAGUUGUGUGUUCCCAACUUUGCCACUUCCCUCCCUCCCUUACUCACCCAGUGGCACCUUAUGUUGGAUGGUUGCAGCCCAGUGUAAAAACCAUAAGGGAAAAGCGGGACGUGGUAAUACCUCAAAUCCCUCUGGAGCUGGGAUGUCAUAUACUAUAACCUAUAUUUUGGGAGGUCCUUGUUACUAAUACAAAGGGAGCAAAUAGAUGCAAAUGCAUACAACGCCCUUAUAAAUCUAACUGUUGGGGUUGUGGAAGAAUGGUCAUACAGCUAAGUUAUUUGGAGUCAUUGUUGCUUCUGGAGCUAAGAGAACGCCUGCUGAAGAGACACUGGCAAGGUUGGUGAGUAGGAGCAUGUGGAUUAGGAUCUGGAGUGGAGGACUGGGAUUCAGGAGUUUCUGUGCCUGGAGAAGAUGC
This is a messenger RNA of Balearica regulorum gibbericeps (East African grey crowned-crane), 2517 nucleotides long. NCBI's taxonomy places the organism in Eukaryota, Metazoa, Chordata, Aves, Gruiformes, Gruidae. The record is from RefSeq and is a predicted model, not a curated record.